AUGUCUAUCGCUCUCGGGGUUUGGGGCAUUGAGCUUGAAGGUGGGAAGACGGUGGAGAUAUGUCCUCCUCAGGACAUAAAAAUCACCAACGUCGCGCUGGGUGAUGUUCUCGUCGAUACAAAUGAGAGAACUUCCUUCAAGCUAGGCUUCCCCUUAAUUGGUGAGGACUCGGACGAAGAGGAUGAUGAGGAUGAGGAUGAAGACAAGGUCAAGGAUGAAAAAAACGCUGUAGUCACCGUAUGUUCAUUGACAGCCGGUAAAAUCGAGCAAGCCAACGUCGACAUCAUUCUCCUCGAUGAACAAGUUUACAAAUUCCAAGUUGUCGGGAAAAACACUAUCUGUUUAAGUGGAUAUUAUGUCGAUCAGACCGUCAAUGAACCUCCCGAGGAAUCUGGGUUUCCUGGAUUUUCCGACGAAGAUGAUGACGACGAAGAUGUACACGACCUUCGUUACGUUAGCUCGGACGUUGAGAUGCCACCGGAUGGUCUGGAUAUGGAUAGCGAUGCCAGUGAUUUAGAAGAUGACGAGAAAGCAAUAGCCACGGGUUCAAAACGUGGCCGCGACUCUCUAGCAUCCAGUGAGACCGCCAAGCACCCUUCUAAAGCUGAAAAGAAGAAGAACAAGAAACAGAAGCUUCAAGAUGGUACCGCUGUUGCCCCGGGAGUGGCAGAAAAGAUAGUAGGGAAGGAGACAGAGGAGAAGAAAGUAGAUGUAAAGGCCACUACGAAAAAAACAGACGCUAAGACCAGUGCGAAGAAAGGAGAGGAAAAGAAAACGGAUGGCAAGAAAGGAGACGAGAAGAAGGACAAGACAAAGCCAAAGGAAAAAGAAUUCCCGUCUGGUUUGAAGAUCCAAGAUGCCACGAUUGGAACGGGACCUAUGGCUAAGAACGGUCAACUGGUAUCCAUGCGCUACAUCGGCAAACUCGCGAAUGGCAAGAUUUUUGACCAGAACACAAAAGGAAGCCCAUUCGUUUUCCGUCUCGGUGAGGGUGAGGUGAUAAAAGGGUGGGAUCAGGGAAUUGUUGGCAUGCAAGUAGGUGGUGAGAGAACACUGACAGUUCCUCCUGCUCUCGCAUACGGAAAGAGAGGUUCUCUCCCUCAAAUUCCCGGUAACGCCACUUUGUCAUUUGAGGUUAAAUGUGUCUCGAUCAAGUAA
Lentinula edodes (shiitake mushroom) is the source of this 1158-nucleotide messenger RNA. RefSeq lists its product as uncharacterized. Bases 1 to 1158 code for a protein of 385 amino acids. NCBI's taxonomy places the organism in Eukaryota, Fungi, Basidiomycota, Agaricomycetes, Agaricales, Omphalotaceae. Gene Ontology annotation, cellular component: chromatin; nucleolus. The record is from RefSeq and is a predicted model, not a curated record. The transcript is spliced from 9 exons. Gene Ontology annotation, molecular function: peptidyl-prolyl cis-trans isomerase activity; macrolide binding.